CAGCCAUCUAUAAGUCUUGAAGCUUAGUGAGAAAUAAUAAAACUAUAAAUCGCACCGAUUGAACAUUAGUAUGAAAAACUUAUUUAUUAUAUUUGUUAAACAACAUUAUAUAUACAAGUUAUUCUAUUCGCAUCAUAUUUCAACAGAACGAUAACUCUCAAAGAAUGACGGUGAUUUUCCACACUUUGGACACGUUCAACACAGAAUUUUCGGCGGACUCUGUCGAAUGGUGUCCCGUAGAGCCGUUUCGGGAUGUGGUAGUAUGCGGAACGUAUCAGUUGACCAAGAGCAGCGAGAACGUGGUAACAAGGAGUAACGAUGUGUCGAAACGACUUGGGAGGGUUUACAUUUUCCGUAUAGCGGAUGGCGGAAAAUUAACGAUGUUACAACGAAUAGACGUCCCGGCUGUAUUGGACAUGAAGUGGCUGCAUUGCCGAGACAAGGAGAACAGAAUACUUCUCUCAAUUGUAAAUUCCAUCGGAUAUCUGCAAGUGUAUCAAUUUGAGGGCGAUCGAGACGCUGAAACGUUAAGAUUAAUUGUGGAGCAAAAGAUCAGCGAUAACGACAACGAAAUGUUGGCGCUAUCCUUGGACUGGUCCACAGGAAGAUGCGUCUCGCAUACUUGUAUCUCUGAUAAUCCGCAUAUCGUCGUCAGCGACUCUCGAGGAUGGAUAUCACGUUUCACAUUGCAUAGGAAUGACUUAACAAGAGACUUAUCGUGGCGCGCGCACGACUUCGAGACAUGGAUCACAGCGUUCGACUAUUGGCAGACAAAUUCCUUUUACUCUGGAGGCGAUGAUUGCAAGUUUCAAGUCUUUGACAGUAGAACAGGGCCUGAUCCUGUAGCAUGUAUCAGAACACACAGUGCCGGUGUGACCAGCAUCCACAGCAACGCCAACGCAGAAUUUUCGCUCGCAACCGGAAGUUACGACGAAAUUCUAAGAUUGUGGGAUAAGAGGAACUUCAAACGAUCGAUGUCUGAGAUUGAUCUGCGCGGCGGGAUCUGGCGCUUGAAGUGGCAUCCUUUUUCACGCCGUUACUUACUUGCCGCUUGCAUGUACGGCGGCUUCAAGAUCGUCGACUGCGGAAACGAGGAGUCGCCGGCAAUUGUUAGCGAAUACAACGAGCAUGAAAGCAUAUCGUACGGUUGCGAUUGGUCGUAUUUGGCGAAGGAGAGUAUAUCCGUCUUAAAUAUACACGACUCCAAGGACGAAAUUGGUGCUUUAGUAGGCACGUGUUCUUUCUACGAUCACGUCUUCAAAAUUUCUGCGAUUUAUUCGCAAGAUAAGAAUUGGCCUCUUUGAUGCAAGUAAAACUCAAUAUACUUUAUCGUGUACAUAGAGAUUUUAUAGAAAAUACAAGAUACAUUUAAUAAAAUAAUUAAACAAAGAUGA
Odontomachus brunneus is the source of this 1394-nucleotide messenger RNA. RefSeq names its product diphthine methyltransferase. Gene Ontology annotation, molecular function: protein binding. The coding region runs from base 165 to 1304 and encodes 379 amino acids. NCBI's taxonomy places the organism in Eukaryota, Metazoa, Arthropoda, Insecta, Hymenoptera, Formicidae. The transcript is spliced from 4 exons. The record is from RefSeq and is a predicted model, not a curated record.